UCCUGGGCCAUUUUACCAAGAACUCUGUCUCCUUCCCCCUGGGCAGAUGCUGACCUUCAUCAUGCUCGCUCGAUUGGCUACCUUGUGUCCUGCGCCCGUCCUGCAGAGGGUGGACCGGCUCAUUGAGCCACUCAGGGCCACCUGCACCGCCAAGGUCAAAGCUGGUUCCGUGAAGCAGGAGUUUGAGAAGCAAGAUGAACUGAAGCGCUCUGCGAUGAGGGCAGUGGCCGCCCUGCUGACCAUCCCUGAAGUGGGGAAAAGCCCCAUCAUGGCCGACUUUUCUUCUCAAAUCCGAUCCGACCCUCAACUCGCAGGCCUCUUCGAAAGCAUCCAGGAUUCUGCUUCAGCCCCCAGCACAGACUCAAUGGAGCUCAGCUAGUCCUCCCCCAGUCCCCAGGUGGGCCCUUACUCAAGAGAAGGGGGCCUGUCCAAGUCUGAGGCCUCUACUUUUGCCCUUUCAUCUCACUGGGGGCACUCUUGCUCCUGGUCGGGGCUUACAGCGCCUUCUCCAGGGACCCCAACUCAGGCCCCCAGCUCCGGAGCUGCAAGGCUACCAGCAGUUGAGCCCUUUAAUUCAGGACAGUCAUUCAAACACAACACAGAGUUUCCAUGACUCCCUCGAAGAUGGAUGUGUCUUUACACUGCCCUGGUCCCUUCAAACUGGGGAGGGCCUGCCUCACAACGUCCUAGGUAGUAUUUAGAGAUACUCCCGCGCUCACAGCUGCAGAGGGCUGGGAGGCAGCGUGCUGGCCUUCCUUCCCACUAGUAUUCCAGAUUUACC
This is a messenger RNA of Diceros bicornis minor, 781 nucleotides long. Its product is annotated as cullin-associated NEDD8-dissociated protein 2-like. NCBI's taxonomy places the organism in Eukaryota, Metazoa, Chordata, Mammalia, Perissodactyla, Rhinocerotidae. The record is from RefSeq and is a predicted model, not a curated record. Bases 47 to 379 code for a protein of 110 amino acids. Gene Ontology annotation, biological process: protein ubiquitination; SCF complex assembly. Gene Ontology annotation, cellular component: nucleus. The transcript is spliced from 2 exons.